AUGACAAUAGAAGCUGGAAAUGACUACAUUAGACAAGAACUGAGUGAUACAAAUUGCAAAGAUGGAGCCAGUAAUGAGUCCUUCAGUCUUAAAUGUUUCAGUGAUGUAAAUCGUUCCAUACUACAAACAGAGGUGAAGAUUCAUCUCAGUGGUCUCUGAAAGGACUACUAUCUGAAUAUCAUAGACUGGAACCUUAAAAAUCUUGUUGUGAUAGUCCUUGGAUCUUUUCUUUACAUCUGGAACGGGGAAAACCAGAAUGGGAUUAAAAAUACAGAUUUCAGUUUCAAAUGUAACUAUGUAUCUUCUGGUCCUGGAUCAAAAGGUACUUGCCUGGCAGUUGGUACCAGCGAAGGAGAAGAGCAGCUAUGGAAUGUGGUAACUGAAAGAUGGCUGAGAAACAUGCAGGGUCAUUUGACAGUAGUCCGUGCUCUGAACUGGAAUCACUGUAUCCUCAGCAGUGGGUUGAGCGAGACUAGCCAUGUGCAUCAUCACUAUGUUCGGGUAGCUUGUCAUGAUGUUGGAACUCUUCACCACAAGCAAGCUGUGUGUGCUCUAGAGUGGUCCCCAGGUAGCAGGAUGCUUUCCACUGGCUGUUGUGAUGGGUUGCUGACUCUAUGGCCCCAUGAUUUGACCAACGUGCAGAGUCAGCCACUAAAAUUUAUAAUCCAGUCCACAGCAGUUAAGAUAUGUUCCCUAAUCUGGCUGCCCAAGACAAAGGGGAUUGCAACUGCAAUGGGACAGGGGACUCCUAAGAAUGAUGUCACCAUGUGGAUUUGUCCUUCUCUGGUCAAGUCCAGUGGAUUUUUGGGCCACAGAGGCAGAGUCCUACAUCUGACUUUGAGUCUGGAUCAGACCUAAGUGUUUUCUGCUGCAGCUGACGGGACAGCCUGUGUGUGGAGUUGUUAA
Messenger RNA from Sorex fumeus (smoky shrew), 906 nucleotides. It is a transcript of the gene CDC20B, whose product is annotated as cell division cycle 20B. Gene Ontology annotation, biological process: anaphase-promoting complex-dependent catabolic process; positive regulation of anaphase-promoting complex-dependent catabolic process; positive regulation of ubiquitin protein ligase activity. Lineage: Eukaryota; Metazoa; Chordata; Mammalia; Eulipotyphla; Soricidae. The record is from RefSeq and is a predicted model, not a curated record. Gene Ontology annotation, molecular function: ubiquitin ligase activator activity; anaphase-promoting complex binding; protein binding. Gene Ontology annotation, cellular component: anaphase-promoting complex.